Messenger RNA from Dermacentor andersoni, 2880 nucleotides. Its product is annotated as neprilysin-1-like. Gene Ontology annotation, cellular component: plasma membrane. Gene Ontology annotation, biological process: protein processing. Gene Ontology annotation, molecular function: metalloendopeptidase activity. Lineage: Eukaryota; Metazoa; Arthropoda; Arachnida; Ixodida; Ixodidae. The record is from RefSeq and is a predicted model, not a curated record.
GCUUCGCCCCGGGUUUCAUCAUUUCUCGCUGCUGCAAGGCCCAGCCGUUCAGCGUUGCGGAUUCUCCGGCUCCUGUCAAAGAACUGUACGUGGUCGGAAUACCUGCGCCAAGGCUUGCGUGCUCACCUCGUCGGUGGUUAUUGGAGUCAUCGGUGUUUGCGCGGUGCUCCUAAUGGCCUACAGGGACUCGCGUUUCCUGCUGCGCCCUCGCAAUUCCAAACCGAAGAUGGACCGAGGCGCUACCUCUCAGCCCUUUCUCAACAAUUCGACACAAGAAAGCUUUGUUGCAGCAGGAACAAAAGAUGGCCGAGGAGUCAGCAUCGCAGAUAAUAGCAACUGCACCAACCAGUUGUGCCUACCGGAAGCGAGCUACCUCGUCUCCCGGCUGAACCUGAGCGUGGGCCAGUGCGACGACUUCUACCGCUUCGUAUGCUCGGACCGAUGGUUCGCGCACGAGUCUCAGGAACUGCCGUUCCGCUUCUCCAGCGUGCAGCACGUUUACGACACGCUGCAACGUUACGCGAAGGACGGGCUGCUCAACCUCGUGAACAACGAAAAGCUUGAUGCCUCUUCGGCCUUGGUCAAAACACUGGUGUUCGUCGAAAACUGCACCUCUUCAGCAACCAGGCUGCAGAGCGAGCCGGAGCACUUCGAGGCCGUGAUGCGGCGCUUCGGCCUGGGCCUCUUUCCGUACACCUCGCGUCCCCUGCGGUCCAGCAACGUCCACUUCGUGCUGGCCACCAUGGCCAGGGAGCUCGGCCUGUUCCCCAUUUUCGCCGUUGCCGUACUGCCUGCAAGCAAAAGAAAGAAAAGGCACCACACCAUUCUGCUGAAACAAAGACUCCGAAGAUGGCACGAGGCGGAUCUGCUGAGCACGGACACGUACCACUGGGUGCUUAAGAGGUCUGCCUCGCUGCUUCCGUCCAUCCAGCACCUGACCUUGCAGCAGUACCAGGAGGUGCUCAAGUUCUCCAAGGAAGUUCUCAUGAUGGCUGCGUACAGGCCUCCCGUUCCAGAGCACGCACUCGUCAAUGCCGCCGAAUUCGCCAUGUACGAGAAGAUCAAUCUGACGUCCUUUCUCGCCACCCUAUUCGAACAGUCGCACGUCUACACCAAGGAGUCGUCAAUCGCCGUCAACUCGAAAGCUUACUUCCACCGGCUUUUCACCUACCUUGACACUGGCGUUGACGAGUCGACGGUGUUGAACUAUCUCGGCGUCUACCUGUGGGUGCACCUCUCGCCGCUGUUCCCCGACGAACACAGCAAUGAACCGCACCUCCCCGGAGUGCCGUACGGAAUGCCGGGCGGGUCCAAGCGGUUCCCUCUGUGCCUCCGCUACGCAGAGACUCUUUGUCCGCAGGGAAUGUUCGCACUCCUCACUGUGGCGAUGGGACAGACCAAUUCGUCCGUGGAAUUCGUGAGGCCGCUCGAAUGGUGGAUCGGGGAUUUGAAGGACGUCCUCUUCAACUUUACGAAGCGGCUUACAUGGCAAGACGAAGAGACUGUCGAAAAACUGUUAGCCAAGGUUGAAAAGAUGCACAUCUCCUUCGUCAUUCCUGGCUCGCUGCUGCAUGAGCCCAACGUCUUCAAGUGGACAUGCGAGAGCUACGACGUCAAGUUUGCCGCGCUGCCACCCAUAUUGCACUUCGUCGAAGCCAAGGCAACCGUUCUUCGAAGCCACUGGAACCAUGUGCACACGGGCAUCUCUCUAUUGCAUCACAUGCAGAGUUUUGAUUACAAGAUUCGUUACUCGCAUGAUGCUAAUACGCUGAGUGUACCAGCAUCGUAUUUUGGCGAGGUUCUCAAAGCUCCACCAGUUCUGAGGCGGUUUUACGCUGUGAAAAUCCUUCCGGACGCUUUAGAGGAAGUUCUUAAGCUCCUGCUUAAGCAAGGAUCUUACUCUCUCAAGAACUUCACCGUUUUCUCGUCGUGGACGGAAAACGCAACCUUGCGUUUCGACGCCCUAGAAGACUGCCUCAUGAAGGCAUACAUAGACAAGCUACUUGUCCCUCUUAACUACACGGUUCUGAAAUCCAAUUUUCCUUGGGUUCUUGCCGAGUUUGUCGGUGCAAGGUUGGCCCUCGAUCUUUAUGUCGAGCUUUACAAGAAGAUCUCUGCAAAAGCGACCCCAAAUGACUCCGGAAUUUUCGUGCGUGGCUUCAGCCCUUUCAGAGCAGAUCAGAUGGCAUUCAUCUUUUACGCUGAGAAUGCUUGUGAGCCGCUGCCAACUCUGAAUGCCACUCACCGCUUCUUGACGCAUGGUAUUUCGCCUCGCGACAAGACAAGAGUGUCGCUCGCCAGCCUGCAAGACUUCACCAGCAGCUUCCGUUGCCUGGGCGGCAUGGCCAUGCGAUCGGCCGUGCCUCCUACCUGCAGGCCGUGGCGUAACGGCUAGGCGUGUCUCCAGUCGCCGCCGCCGCACCCGAGCACUUUCUAGAGCGGCGACAGCAUCUAUUGCGACAGCGCCCCACGUGACGACGGCCAUUUUGUUGUCCCCGUCCGUUCAAACACAUAAACUAUCCAAACGACCUCGGUCGUUCGGCCCGUGUCUUCGCAGUCGUAAAUCAACCGCCGAUGUUGACAGAGACCGUCUGCGCGUGGUCGUCAACCUGCCCCCUCCCCCACACCCCCUCCUACGGUUAGCCGUGAAUACUACAUUGUGUAUACGUGUUUCGCCGCCAUAUUGGACGCAUUGUUUAAUCAGCCUUUACCUUUCGCGACAUUCGCGUGGUGUCACCCGUUACCGGACAGCGAGUGAGCAUAUCUACAGAGUGACGCUCGAGUCUCCCGUCGACCGUUGGCUCGUUGGUCUCAUUUUACGAGAUUUCUGUACUCAGCAAUUAACCGACUGCCGUUUACGCUAAUGAAUAAAGUAUCUAA